GGAAGGCGGCCCCGCCCCCCUUCUGCCCUCUCACCCCGUGGGCCGAGGGGGUGGAAUGGGGGAGGGGAGGGGGCGUGGUUCGUUCCCAGCGGGAGGGGGGCGACAGCGGCGGAGAAGGGAGACCCUCCACUUCCCUCUCCCCUAUAGUGUGCGUGCCCCCCCCGGCUGCUGUGCGGGGAGGGGGCUUCCCUUUCAGUGUAGGUCAUCAUCCCCCCCCCACUCAGAGCCCAAAGGGAAGAAAAGAGAAUGGCGAUUAUUUGAGGGGGAGCGCAGGCAGGUGUUGUUUUUGAUGUCAUUUUCCUCUCCCUGCUUCUCCCUCCCCCCCGCUUCAAAAAAGUAUUGGUAGUCAGUGGGGUUGGAAGAAAGAGAGAAGCCCCCCUCCCCCAAUGCACACACGUUGGGGCACAGGCUGGGCUCCCCACUAGCAGUCCCUCUCCGGAGCAAGGCUGCCCGCGGCUACGGGUCGUGGUCACUGGGUCAGGUGUCAGAGGGCUGAUGGUUGCUGGUGGUGAGCUGGGCGAGGGCUGUUGUGCUCAUGUGUCCUGCUUGCGGAUGGGGUGGGGGAGCCCUUCUGGUUAGCUGCUGCGAGAAACAGGCAGCUGCACUAUUUGGGCCUUUGGCAGGGGCCCUUUUUACGGGGCCCUUACGAUUUUCUCCCCAGUAUUGAUAGCUGGGCUGCACAGGGGUGGGGUACCCUGGGGUGGGUGCCUCACACACACUAAUUCCCCCCUCCUCCCUUGGGGCGAGAGUUUGCAUAAGGGAAAGGGGGGCUUUCUCCCUCAAAAGAAGAGGGGUAGGGUAUGUGUACACCUUUGAAACACACCACUUUGUUUCAUUCCCCCCCCCCCCCAGGGCUAGCCUAAGAUAUUCUGCUGCCCAAGGCAGAGCAGCAGAGGAUGUCCCUUCUCCCUAAUACACACUGGAUCUUGAUGCAUAGUACUCAAGACUGAUGUAGCUGCCUUAGCACUCGCGGAAGAAAUUCCCAAAAUUGUUUCUCCCUCUUUCUAACAGUGAAAAUGCAAUAAACAAAAUAAAUAGCAAUUUGUUGCCCUUUCCUGAUACCCAGAAGCAGUUGCCUGAGUUGGCUGCCUUACUCUGCCUAAUGGUAGGACAGGCCCUAUGUUCCUAUCCCCUAUCCCUGUUCUGUCAUCAUCUUUUGCCUCCACUUUCAACUUUCCCUGGUUAUUGGAAAGUUUGAGAAGAACUAUGUGAGCACUCCCUGCCCCCAGAUGAUUAAAUUGUUGGGUAUGAGCUUUCAUGUUGCGCAAAAUGUAUCUGCAGAAUUCUGCAGUCAGAGCUCAGAAUUUUUAAAAGUGUGAGGUUGCAUGCCCAGCAUGUUAAUAUGUUCGGGUCAAGUAUAUUCACACAAGCAGACAGUUAAGCCAGGUUGCUAAAUGCCCCAAAGACUACUUUAGACAUGAUAACUUCUGUACAUGGGAAAUAUUUAUCAAAGAAACAGUACACAACACAUGUCGCUGCUGCCCAGGCGAUGUUUGUAUUGUGUUUAUGUCACAUGUGAUGAUCUAUGUGUGCAUUGUAUGCUGUUUCACACAUGGAAGUGUUUUCCAUGUGGGAAUUCUGGUGUGUUCAGAGCAGCCCUUUAAUUCUAGGCAAAAGGCACCACCAUUUCCCUCCUUGUCUGCUUGCCCUCGUGAGUAAAUCAGGGAUGGAGAAUCUGCAGCCCUCCUGGUGUCAUUGGGCUCCAACUUGCAUUGGUCCCAGCCAAUGUGAGCAGUGCUCAGGGAUGAUGUGAGUUAUAGUGGAACACCUUGGAGCCCCACAGGUUCCCCACCCCUGAUUUCAAGCAACCUGUUCAAACUCUCAAAAUUAUUAUUUCCAACAAUGUACUCUGUAUGCAGAGGUGGUUGCUUUAAAAUUAGAUAAUUGCAAAACUUGUCACCCUAAUGCCAUUAUUUUUAUUAUAGUUUCCUGCCACCACACUCUCCUCCUACUGAGCGUAGAAAUAUUUUUUAUAAGCCUAAAUGUGGUGGGGUUAGUUAGCUUGUGAAUUAAAAUUUGAUUGUGCUCCUGUUCAAAGAUGAUAGAAGUGCUUUUCAUCCUCAUAUCCUGUGGGAAAUUUGAAGACAAAAUGCUGAUGGAAAUGUAUUGAAGCUCAGCUACGUGGUAGUCUGAACAAGGCUCAGUUUGUCUUUCCACUGCUUAGACUUUACAGCACAGAAAAAUACAGCAUGUAUGCUAGAAUAGCUCAAGAGAUGCCAGCUAUUUAGCUCAGCUUGCUGCAGCUGCUUAGAGAUGGUCUGUGUCUUGAACCAUCGAGGGGGCAUAGCUGAUUAAAAUCAAGGGUUCCGGAUACAAUCAUUACUAUUUCUAGAGAGAUAAAAUAGUUAUGGCAAUGUUUAUUAUUAUUAUGUGGCUUUGAGGGAAGCAGGCUUCUGAGCUGCACAAAAUUCUUCAGCAAGCAAGAGCUUUUAAUCACUACAUUUUGGAAGAGCUCUGCGUAAUUCAGAAUUCUGUUAUUUGCACCAGCAGUGGGGUGCCCAAUAACCUUUGACUUUCUGAGCCAUAUCAGUUCCAUCACAGGUGACUCUUCCCAUGUAGAUGGGAGCAGAGUUGGAGAAGUGAAAUAUAUAACUAUAAGUAUUUAUUUAGAUUUCAGCUCGGAAGAAACAGUCCUCAAGGGAGUGGCCAUAGCUUACUUGUAGAGCACAUACCUUUGCAUGCAGAAGGUCCCAGGUUCAAUCCCCAGGAUAUUCAGUUAAAAGGAUCAGAUAGGAAGUGAUGGAGAAAGAUCCUUCUCUGACUGAAACCCCAGAGAGCUCCAGUCAGUCUGAGUAGACAAUACUGGGUUGUGUAGACAGAUAGUUUGGCAGUUUCCCAAGUUACAACAAUUUUCCUGGGUAGUUUUAUUGUUUCUUUUUUUAUUCCCCCUACUUUUUUGACAUGUAUUUGUAUGUUUCUAAAAUAAAGUUGGCACCAUUUUAAUAAAAAAUAAAAAUUCAUUUAAUAAGAAUUUAAAAAUGAAGGAGUUAAACAAAAAUUUCAGACUAAACUACCAUUAAAAUCCCCAACUUUCCUCCCCCAAUUUAACCCUAACACACAAAAUCUCACAGCCAUAUAAAAAGUGUUACUGAUGUUUUUAUGUUAAUGCUAAUGUGACUAUUUUCAUUUAAAAUUUGUGUGGUUCAAGCAAAGUUGUAAAUGGAAGUAGCAGGGUGGUGCAUUGGUGGUGUGCCUUGAGCUGCUGCUCUUUUUGUGAAAUAAAUUGAAGUAUCUGCUCUCAGAAGUGGCAAUUUUUUGGUUUCUAGGACAAAAAGGUUGCAUUCAUUCUGUGUCCUGUCCUAUACUCCUUGCCGGCUGCAUUUGUAUGUCAUGAUAAACGAGUCUUUCCCAGCCCUGGCCAAGCAGAUUUUUUAAAUCAUUUACUUACUGUACUUACUUACUUACUUACUUAUUUGCCUUUUGCUUCCUGCAAAGAAGUUAUGAAGAAACCCAUAGAAAAUACUGUAUUUAAAAAUUACACUGAAGCAUUCACCCACAAAAAUAAGUCAGAAUACAAAACCACUCUUCCCCACUCAGCAGCAGGGUAAGCAUCGAUUGCUACUAGAAAAACAACAAAAGACCCAACACAGUAUCAAUGCUUAAAUACAUGGGAGAAUAAGAACGUCUUCCCCUAGUGCCAUAAAAAUAACAGUGUUGGUGACAGGAAAGCAUUCUGCAGAUUGCAGGGUUGGGGGCCAGCUACCACUGAAAAGGCCUGAUCUCUCACUGCAAACCUCUUUUGGAGGUGGUACCCUAAGAAGGACCUGAGAUUUUUGUCAUAGGGUCUAGGUUGGCUCAUAGGUGGAAAGAUGGUCCAGGCUCCCACUCAAAUGCUUAUGUGUGAAAUUAAGCUUCAUUCAAGGCUUGCAAUGGUACAAGUCAGGCUACAUUAACAGAUUGUAUUCCUAAAGAGUUAAAGAAUGACAGCAGGGGUCCAAGACCAGGCAGUAGCUUUUAACAAGACAUUACAACUUGUCCUGCUCCCCCCCUUUUUUUAAGCUAGACACAGCACACUCAUAAUACUCUCUAAGAGACUGGUGCACUUCAAGGAACAUGUUUCUUCCAGGGGUGUGGGUCUGCUGCCAAUGGCAGAGGCAGUGCCAAGUUCUCUGUGACAGGUCAGGAGUCAUCUUCUGGUUCUUCCAACCUCCUCUCUUGGCUUGUUAGCACCCUUCCCCAUUGGGCUAGCUGGUCCUAGUCAGUAAUUUUGCAGUAGCUUCAGUUUCUAAACUAUCUUCAAAGGCCGCUCAACAUAUAAUGCAGUAAUCUAACUAGAGGUUACUAGAGCAUAGACCACCAAAGCCAGACUCUCCUAAUCCAGGUGGUGUUGCAGUGGGGCCACCUAACAGGGCAGAGAGAUGGCGCUCUGCACCAUGCAAGCCACGUGUGUCUUCAGUGACAUUGAUGGAUCCAAUAGUACCCCCAAGCUGAGUACCUGCUGCGUCAGGAGAGGUGUGAUCCCAUCCCAAUAGGUUACACCCACCCACCCACACCCUGUACAGACUGAGGAACUGCCCACUAACAGUGUCUCUGCCUUAACUGGAUUGGAGUACUGAUGACACACUCCCAAACUCCGAAUGUCUCCAUUCAGCAGCACGGUGUAGAAUAGCAUGGGGGAUAAAAACUGAAUGCUGCAGAAACCUGCAAUGGAGAUUCCAUGGGACCAAACAAUAACCCCCAGGCACUACCUUCUGGAGCUAACCAUACAGCUACAACUGGUACCACCCCUAGGCAGCACCACCCAUUUUUAACUCUAAGGGUAACAAGAUGGAUGGUUUCAAAAGCCACUGAGAGAUCAAGGGCAGUCAACAGGGUCACACUCCCAUGUCUCCCAACGUAGGUCAUCCUAUUGGCAGUUUUUCGUCCGAGAGCAGGAACAAACUCCAAUAGAAAUGAUCCAGAAAAACAGUCCCCUCCAAGAUUGUCUUGUGCUGGUCAGUCACCACACCCUUGAGAACUUUGCACAAGAAAGGGAUGGGAGUGACUUCUAUUUGCUCCAUAUCUUUUGGGUCCAGGGAAUAUUUAUCAGGAUGACCUUAACACCACCUAUCUCAGGUUGCCUGGGACUGCUCCAUCUUGCAAGGAGGCAUUAAUUCCCCCCCCCCUGCCCAACAAGCACUACCCCCAUAGCUUUUACCAGCCAUGAGGGGCAAGAGCAAGAAGUCAAGUGAUCCACUAACACAUUGUUCACAACCCCAAGGCAUGUCAGCUGGAAUUCAUCCAACAAAACUGGCCAGGACUCUACUCUGAGUACCCCUUGAGACUGACCUGCUACAAUAGUGGAGUCCAAGUCCUGGCAGAUAUAAUUUUAUCCUUAAAAUACCUUGCAAACAAGACAUAGCAGGAUGUUGUGGGUUCCAAAAACUCAUUUAGGCCAAUUGGUUAAAUGCAACAAAAUAGCUCCACUUGAGAGCAUAUAAAGGAUGCAAUGGAAGAAGCAAAUAAACACUCUUUGCCUCCUUCAUGGCUACUAAGCAGACUCAAUAAUAAAUGAAUACUAGUUCAGUUGCAUUUGUCUGGAGUUUUACUCCACACGUUCAAGCCACCUCCCAACCUGCUGGAGCACCCUCUACUCCCUGGUGUACCACAGAGCUACCUGGGCUUUAUCAAGUACACCUCUCCACUCCACGGGACUUAGACAGGAGCAUCAGUCCUGUCAGCUGGGGAGGUAGGAGCCCAAACUGUUUGGGAAUCCAUUGGACUCAGCCUCUGGAAGUAGUAGUAGUUGUUGUUGGCAUCUUUCUGUCAGAGUGGGGCAUCCUGAUACCCUUCCUCCACACAGAGAAAAGGACAGUGGCAAAAUGAAUCUCACCAGGGGGUGACUUGAUCAUGAAAAGGGAAUGUUGAUAAUAUCCUCCACUCUCAGUUCACCCUCUUUCUGUCCUGGCUAGAGCAUGUCCAGCUCUAAGCAUUGGACCAAUGACAUGUUCAGAAGGCCCCAUCUUUGUCAUGAUAGGCAUGAAGUACUCAGCUGCCCCAGAUCCAGUAAUCUCAGCAUGAAUAUUGAAAUCCCCAUGACCAACAGCUCAGGGGUCCUCAUUAUAGAGACUGCCUAUGUCAGCUCAAGCAGGAAGACAACUGGGCAGUAUACCAGCAGCCUCCUAACAUGUCCUCUACACACAGGACUUGAAUGUGGUCAUGUUGUAAGCCUAGAAAUAGAUUAUUUCAGGACCCCCCUCCCCAAAAGCAACCUCAUGCUGCCCUGAAUACACAGGUUGGCAAAAAAUAUAUAUAUCCAGUUGGGGGAAAUCCAACUCCUUGUUGCUCACCUGCCCAGGUUUCACUUACACAAGUCAGAUCAGUCUCCUCAUCCAUAAUCAUUGUGGAUGGAGGAGAUUUUGUUUUAAAACAAACCAACAGCACCUGCAGGUUCAAGGACUGGGUGACAGAGCACUCACUGUACCCUCAGUUAGGGGAGGUUCCAGCAUGCAGCACAGCCAAUAAUGUGCUGAGCAGUAUUUGCUUCCCUCCACCCCACCAUACUUCCUCCAGACCUCUCUACUGCACCUCCCACAGGGCAGCAUGGCUAGGGACGGUGAGAGUUGUGCCUUCCACAUGCUUCAGGCUACUAGGCUGGGGAAGGCUACAUUAAACAACUGUUUAUCAUUAAGAGAAUAAGCCUAGGCAAACCACAAGCUCACCCAACCCCCACCCCCACCCCAUUCUUUUCCUGCAGUGCUGUUAUAAGGAAGUGAUCCAAAGCUUUCACUUUCAUUCUUUAUUAACCACAGCUUGUUAUUUCAUGCAAGGCUGACAAAGGUUGCAUUCACAGGUUGUGGUAAACCAUAGUUAAUGGCUUGCUGUGAAGGUGUACACGGCUCCCACUUUACUCAAGCCAAAGUUUGUAUUCAUGAACAAACCACAACCCUAACCCUAACCCUAAUCAGAUGUAGCACUAUAGUUUGUUGCUCCCAUUCAUGCAGGGAGCACAGCAGGAAUGAUCUCCAUGUCCACAGUAAGCCAUCAACUGUGAUAUACCAUGACCUGGACCAAUCUAUAUUUGAUGUGAACUAUGGUUUAAAUUUCAGUCUAUGGGCAUGAAGCAGGGUUGCUUCAACAAACCAUAGUUGAAAUUAACCACAGUUUAGGCAUCUGGACGUAGCACCAGUCUGUGAUUAAGGAAGAAAAAUGGAAGCAGAAGCUUUUGAUCUCUUUGACCAGCAUAGCAGCACCACGGGGGAGUGGGGCACACUAGCCCCAAGGAAAACCUUGGUUUGUUCUAAUCACUUUAAGUCAUGGUUUAGCAUGACACCCGAAUGCAGCUAUCCACUAUAUGAAACUCUUCUAAUAGGGAGGCCUAGUUGUGGCUGGUGCUUCAUUUCUAAAGACAGAUUGUGCGAUCUGGAAGUUUUGUCUGCUGGCCCCAGCAAUGUGGGAGUAGGCAGGGGCUAAUGAGACAUGAAGGAAUGGCAUUCUGCACAUGCUCAGGGGUGUGUCUUCUUUAUUUCUUCACAUAUUCCAGGACUGAGCCCUGGCUUGUGGCAGACAUCAUGCAAUGUGCAGAAAUAAGUGAGUCUGUUCUAUCUAGAGAAGGUUUAUUUAAGCUUCAAGUCAUCACGUCUAAACGAUGCAGGGUGCUAUUAUUGUGACCGCUGUUCUUCCCUGGGCUUUGACUAUGACUCAGGUCUCUAUCUGGCUGCUACAGAAGAAAACUGGUGUGUAAAAGACGGAAGUCCUCUCUCUGCCAGACCCCUGGACAAGAGGCAGCAUGGUUUGCUAACUGUCUGAUUGAGUGCCUGGCUUCCACCAUGCCUGUGCAGGCGGCCCAGUGGACAGAGUUCCUGUCCUGCCCAAUCUGCUACAACGAAUUCGACGAGAAUGUGCACAAGCCCAUCAGCUUAGGCUGCUCACACACGGUCUGCAAGACCUGCUUGAAUAAGCUUCACCGCAAGGCCUGCCCUUUUGACCAGACGGCCAUCAACACUGACAUUGAUGUGCUUCCUGUAAACUUUGCACUUCUCCAAUUAGUUGGAGCCCAGGCACCUGAUCACCAGACCAUCAAGCUAAGCAACUUAGGAGAGAACAAACACUAUGAAGUGGCAAAGAAAUGUGUUGAAGAUCUGGCGCUUUAUUUAAAGCCACUAAGUGGAGGCAAGGGCAUUGCCAGCCUGAACCAGAGCGCACUGAGCCGGCCCAUGCAACGGAAACUGGUGACACUAGUGAACUGUCAGCUGGUGGAAGAGGAAGGCCGGGUCAGGGCCAUGCGGGCAGCCCGCUCCCUCGGGGAGAGAACUGUCACUGAGCUGAUAUUGCAGCACCAGAACCCUCAGCAGCUGUCUGCCAAUCUCUGGGCCGCUGUCCGGGCACGAGGGUGCCAGUUCCUCGGUCCAGCUAUGCAGGAAGAAGCCUUGAAGCUGGUGCUGCUGGCCUUGGAAGACGGCUCAGCCCUCUCCAGGAAAGUCUUGGUGCUCUUUGUUGUCCAGAGGCUGGAGCCAAGAUUCCCCCAGGCAUCCAAAACCAGCAUUGGCCACGUGGUGCAGCUUCUAUAUCGAGCCUCAUGCUUCAAGGUCACCAAAAGAGAUGAAGAUUCUUCCCUGAUGCAGCUGAAAGAGGAAUUUCGCAGCUAUGAGGCAUUGCGUAGGGAACAUGAUGCUCAGAUUGUCCACAUUGCCAUGGAAGCCGGGCUUCGGAUAUCACCAGAGCAGUGGUCUUCCCUACUCUAUGGAGACCUGGCGCACAAAUCCCACAUGCAGUCCAUUAUUGACAAGCUUCAGUCCCCAGAAUCCUUUGCAAAAAGUGUGCAGGAGUUGACCAUUGUUCUGCAACGUACAGGUGACCCUGCAAAUUUAAACAGGCUUCGGCCCCAUUUGGAGCUAUUGGCCAACAUAGAUCCUAAUCCAGAUGCAACAUCUCCGACAUGGGAACAACUGGAAAAUGCCAUGGUGGCUGUGAAGACAGUUGUCCACGGCCUGGUGGACUUCAUUCAGAAUUACAGUAGGAAAGGUCAUGAAACUCCACAGCUGCAACCAAAUAGCAAAUACAAAACAAGCAUGUGCCGUGACCUGCGACAGCAAGGCGGGUGUCCACGAGGGACCAACUGCACUUUCGCUCACUCUCAAGAAGAGCUGGAGAAGUAUCGGCUAAGGAACAAGAAGAUCAGUGCCACAGUGAGAACCUUCCCCUUGCUAGGCAAAGCCAGUGUCACGAGCGCAGUCUCCACCACGACAGGAAGCAUCAUUUCCAUCCUGGGAAGUGCGGAGAACUCUGGGAAGAUGGCACAGAGCACUAACGGCAUUGUGAGCCUGGAGAGUGGCAGCCCCCAGCUGAUCCCACGUUGCGCUGACCCCUCGUCCAUGAUGGUGUUGGAGAACGUGAAGAAAGCGGGGAAAGCUGGAGCCAAUGGACAGAACACCCCGGGCUCCUUGGCAGACCCUCUCUCUGAAAAUAAAAUUGGUUCCCUUUCAAAGACUCCCGUCAGUCAGGUGGCAGCUACCUCAGCAGGUCCUCCUCCGCCUCCCCCGCCUCCUCCUCCUCCUGUGGGCACAGAGAUGAACUCCAUCACCCCCCAAGCUGGCCCAUUUGCUGCCCGAAUGCCUGUCUACCCGCCGCACUCCGACAGCCUCCAGUAUUUUCAAGAUCCCAGAACCCACCUCUCCUAUGAGCCCCAGCAGUACCCGCAAGCAGGAUACUACCCAGCACCACCGACAGUCCCAGCUGGUGUGGCCCCCUGCCUCCCCCGCUUUGUGAGGCCCAGCAGUGUCCCUGAACCCCCCCUCCCAUCUGCUUCUGUGCCAUACGGCGACCAUUACAGUGCAUUUCCCCCUCGGGACAGAUUGAGCUCUCCUUACCAGCCACCACCGCCACCACAGCCCUAUGGGCCAGUCCCGUCUGGGAUGUAUGCCCCGCUCUACGACAGCCGGCGGAUCUGGCGGCCGCAGAUGUACCCAAGGGAUGACAUAAUCCGGAGCAACUCCUUGCCUCCCAUGGACGUCGUAAACCCCACUGUCUACCAGUCCUUCCUGCGGGAGAGAUACAACUCUUUGGACAGCUACUAUUCCAUGGCCUGUCAGUUGCCGGCUGACCAGAGGACGGUGCCUUCCUUGAGAGAUCCUUGUGGCCACUUGAAACCCACUUAUGAUGACCCACUGCGGAGGAAGCUGGAGCAGUGGGCUCCGUGCCACGUACCAAAAACGCCUCUCAUGUCCUCCUCCACUCUGCCUGCAGCCACACAGUCUCCUCCUCCUCCUCCUUCCCCUCUCUUCAAUGUGGACUUCAGCCGAGAAUUCUGCGAGAGUGCCAGUAGCCAGCACAGCUCCAAGUACGAGGAUGACCGCCUCUCCCACUACUCUCCCUGGUCCUGUGGCACCAUCAGCUCCUGCAUAAGUGCCAUUGAGUCAGAGCCCAAGGACGUCAUUGCCAAUUCUGGUGCGGUGCUCCUGGACCUGGACAGUGGGGACAUGAAGAGGCGGGUGCACCUCUUCGACACCCAGAGAAGGGUGAAGGAGGAAGACCCAAUCAUUCCUUUCGGCGAUGGGCCCAUCAUCUCCAAAUGGGGCGCCAUCUCCAGGUCAUCGCGCACGGGUUAUCACACGACAGACCCAAUUCAAGCUACUGCUUCCCAAGGAAGUGCUACAAAGCCAGUCAGCAUGUCAGAUUACACCCCUUACGUCAGCACCGUUGAUUCAAGAUGGAGCUCCUACAAUUCCGAUUCUACUUCAUCAGCGCCUUUCAGAGAACGGGACCGGUUCGUCCUUACAGAUGUGUCUGCCCCAAGAAAGCAUUCUAGCGCUGGAGAUCUACUGAGCAUUGAACUGCAGCAGGCCAAAAGUAACUCGUUGCUGCUUCAGAGAGAGGCCAACGCACUUGCCACGCAGCAGAAAUGGAGCUCCUUGGCAGAAGGAAGCCCUCUCUCUUUGACCCUCCUAAGCAAUGAAAUCAAUCUGAGAAACGGCGAGUCUGACUAUCUGGAGGACGGUGCAGACGCAAAGCCAGACCGAGACAUUGAACUGGAACUGUCAGCCCUUGAUGCCGAUGAGCUUGGUGGGCAGGGAGAGCAAAUUGAGGAGAUUCUGAGCCGGCAGCUUGGCAUUGGCGACCAGGACGAUCAUCCGUUCAACGGGUCAGCUCUGGAGAACGGCCACCCUCUGGAACAGCCUCCAAAAGAGCCCAGGCAGCAGGCGAGGCCCAUCUUAGGUGAAGACCUUGCUAUUCUGGAGAAGCAGAAAGCAGCCCUGCCAAUGACCUGCUUCAGCCAGCCAACGGCAUCCUCUGUGACGUCCCUGCCCAUCACAGCUUCCUCCUCGGGAGUGGGCAGCCUCGUUCUCAAGACAGCCCACAGCCUCAAAGCAGCUCACAUCAUGGCAGAAGGGAAAAGUGACUUUUUAAGGCCAGUGGCAAAUGGCAAGAUGGUUAACAGCUGAGAGGUGUUAUGUUUUCAAGCUUGUGAUCAUGCUAAGGCAGCAUUUACACUAUAUUAUAUAAUGUAUAUAUUUUUUAAAAAAAUACUAUUGGGGUGAUUUGUUUCCUGUGGACUCUUUGAUACAUCAGGCCCCUCUCAACUUAGCAUUCUGGAAAAUGAAAGAGAAAACAAACCACUUUGCUAGGCUCAGGUGUUCAUGUUCCGCAAGUGGUUUGUAAGAAGCUUAAGAGAAGCUUUUAAAUUUGUUUGUGGAAAUUCCAGGGCGCCUUCUGAGCCGUUCUUGUUGAGAGAUAGCUUCUCUAGAUAAAUGUGCAAGUUAGCUCAUUGAAGCCAGCAGAUCCUCGGGGUGAAGUGACUCAUGGGAGUAGAACUCACUUGUUUUGCCUUGCUUUUGUUUCAUGAGAGAGGAACUUGCACCUGGUUGCAGUUGCUGGUUUCUUCAGCUGUGGAACUUUGCAUGAAAUAAGCAUGUGAGAGAGAGAAAGAGAAAGAGAGAGGGGUUGCAGAUCCUCUUAACAUAAGACUUAAUUCAGGGUUGAUACACUUCUUUUUCUUUUAUCUUUGCACAACUGCAUUAUAUGCAGUAGUGCAGCACUGUCUGGCCCUCCCCCUUCAUUUCCCCUACCCCCCCACCCCUCCUCUGCUUUAGAGCUUGGUAUUUCCACAUAUCAAGCAACUUGCCUGUGUACAAAUGAUAGAGUGCAAAAUCGAAGUGCCUACAUCCUAGAGCUUACAUCUUCUGUCUCUUUACCUGCUCUUGAGUUGUAAGCAGAAUUGUUACAUCGACAACAGGCUUGUCCACACUUACCGUACUUUUCCGUCUAUGAGGUGCCCCCAUGUAUAAGAUGCCCUCUAUUUUGUGGGGCUCAAAUUUAAGGAAAUGGGGGUAAAUGGCACAGAGUUGUUGAGCUUUUUUGUGGAGAUUUGGCCAGAGUUGUUUAGCUUUUUUGGGGGGGGGGUAAUGCCCACAGUUGCUGAGCAAUUUUUUUGGGGGGGGAGGGGUGACGAACUGAAUAUCACUCACCCAACUGGCAAACGCUAACAAUCGCAAGGGAUGCAAUCCUAAUUGCCAAAGCAGCCCUUGCAGGAGACACCAUUCACCCACCCAAUUGCUAGAUCCUACUCGCGGAUGCAACCAAUUGCCCACCCCCCUCUGCACUACCCAUGUAUAAGACGACCCCCUCUCCCCCAUUUUUACUUUAUUUUGGAAUAAAAAACCCUCGUCUAAUAUAUGGAAAAGUACGGUACCUUCCUCUGCUCUUUCCAGGCACAAUCUGAGGACCACCCCCCCUUUCUUGCUCUGGAGUUUUCUCCGCAAAAGCCCACUCUUUAAAGGUCAGCAACUGCAAACAGCUAUCUGCUUUGCUCCAAUUCAUAUUUGAAGAGCAGGUUUUCACAGGGAAAGCUUAGGGCAAAACCCCCACAAAAAGCCACUGGGAUGCAGUUUGUUAAAGUGUAGACCUCUGCCUAGAAAGAGCAGGGUAAAACCUAAGUGUGGAUAAGGUCAAAAACACACUGCACUUGUUCCCUGGGCAGCUCCUUCGGCUAGAUCAGUCCCCAGAGCCUCAGCAAUCAGUCGUUCCAGGCAAACAAAACAUUUUCUGUCACAUUUGCACUGACUUGACAACACAGUAUUGCUAUUGAUGUACUUGUCAAAUAAGAAGUGAUUAGCAGUUCUUUUGACACUCAUUGUGUUGUUUUGAUUAUUUUAUUUGUUUAGAUUAUUUUAUUGUUUUAUUUGAUUAUUUUAUUUGUUUAGGUUUUAUUACUGACCCUUGACAAGGCCUUGAACACUUAAUGGUAUAGCUUUAGCUCGGCUUGUACAGAACAACGAAUAAAUGUGUCUUUUUAAAAAUGUGAUUAUAAGGAAACGUAAGUCAGGAGCCAUCACCUGAAAUAAGAACACACACCUCUUGGGCCCUGAGCCGUAUUGUCUUUCACUUUCUUGCUUUAGACACUCAAGGCACCCAGAAGGUGGUAGAGCAAAAGAAUGCUUGCUGGCAAGAUAACACCUUCCUCAUUUGUCUUCUAUGGCUUUCUAUUUCUGAUUUUUGCAUUUCUCCUCUUCUUCUUUUUUGCAGUGUUUGAUAAUUAACUUCUGUGAAGUUGUUUACUUGGAGAAUGGUACUGGGAUAUUUUAGCCAAGUGACAUUUUCACAGGUCUACUGUACUCAAGGGCUCGCCCCACUAGCAAAUGGCUUGUAAAAGAGACGAUCGUGUUAAUACUGGCAAAACAGAGCUGGUGACUGUUUAGGAUGCCACUCUGUGUGCAGGAUCAGGCCGCUUCUUUCCACUUUCUUUUUUAAGAAACUAUAACGUGCAGACUUCUGGAUUAGGGGUGGGGCAAAAACAGGCAUUUCUCUGAGGGUUACAAUACUGACUUGCAUCAUUUUUUUUUAAUUUUAUAUCUGCUGACUUGAAAGUUCAUAAAAAAUUAUGUUGUAAAUAUUAUUAUCUGAAAAAAUCCAAGCAUUAGUUUAUAUAUAUUUAUAUAAUAUAUAUAAUCCCAGUGAUGUUGUGAAAGACCCUGGCCACUUAUUUAAUACUAAGGCACAAAGAGCUAUUUAUAAUACAGCAGCCAAAUCGCUUCUCUUAAUUUCAUGGGACAAUUCCUCAGGCUUCUCACUCCUGCAACAAGAGAAACAGGGAAACAGGGGAUUUGAGACUAAAGUACCCGUUCUCUUUAAACUUGUGACUGUUAAGAUUAACUGAUUUUGGUGUGGAAUGCCAUUUGGCUUGUUAUUGUGUUCUCUGAUCCAGCUGGGAAAUCUUGUAUAUAUAAACAUUACAUUUGAAAUGCUUCCAAAAAGGUGGUUUUUUUUGCGCUAUAUGUAACUUCAGAUAUAUAGAGAUAUAUGCAAAACAGCCUCUCUCUCUUUUACAUGGAUAUUUAAACAAUAAGAUCUUCUGUGUUGCAGGUGACGUGUUUUUUUUUAAGGAGGAAGAAAAUAAAUUGCUAUUUUAUUGCAAAAAUAGACAAAUAUUAGAAGUCUGAGAGAUCCUCAUUUUUGCCCUCAGGGAAAUAGCCCCUCUGUGAACCGGAGCACCCCCAGGCCUCAAUACAAUCCAAGGGUGAAUAUAUAGUAAGACCUUGGUUGUGCUGCUGGAGGAAGGGGGCGUGGCAUAAAUUGUUUACAGUUCUUUGUUCACUUGUCCAGUGGCAUCACAUAAUUUUUAAAAAAGCCACCAUAUUUCUGCUGUCCUUUUACCACCUUGACUGGGAGCCAGCUGCCUUUGUGCUUCUUUGGCAGAGGCAGCGAGAGCUCCUGCACUAUAGUAGUUUUGUAGAAAGGGCCACACACUUGACAGGAAGCAUCUACUCCUAGGUUGUACUUUAAAUCUUCAACGCAGAGAAUUGCAGGCUCAAGGAAACAGCUGGGACUUUCUCGCCAUGGAAAUGGCAUCAUUCUGGCUGGGCGUUGUCCACCUCCGAAGUGGUUUGUACAAACCAGCCUGUCUGGGUGUGGAGCAAUCAACUUAUGGUAGUCCUUUGGACGCCCUUGGGCUCCCAGCCCCCACCAUCCCCAGGCAACAUGGCCAAGAAUAGUCAUAGGUGAUGGGAGUUGUAUUGCAGCAGCACCUGGUGGCGGUGGAAGGCAAAGAAGCUCUGCACCGCUUGCCUUAGGUACAGCCAGAGGGGUGGGUGCUGAGACGAAUCAGCACCAUGGCCUGCUUUGCAGCUGUGUCUUUAGAAAAUUAGGCCAACGGGAGGAGCGGCCGGCAGGAGGAGAGAGCAGAGGAGGGUGGCUCCUGCCCUCUGGCAGCAGGUGGCAUUUUUUUAGGCAGAUGCAGGGGGGAUUGGGGGCACACACACUGGGGGGGGGGGUUAAUUGCGGUAGCAAGAAAAGCUUCAGCUGUGCUUCCUCAUAAUGUGCACUUCCUCUCCCCCUUCGUUUUGACUCAGUGCUUUGGGUAGCCAAGCUUCAGGUGUGAAACAAAUGCUGAGUGUGAUGGUAGAUGAGGCUUUGAGCUGGCAUAGAGUAGCUGCUGGCCUGUGUUAAGGAAGAGUGGCAGGUCUGUGAUAGGCCUGGUUUGACUAUUGGUCCCUGCUGGUGUUUUCCCUUUGCUGGAUGUGGUGUUCAAAUAUAAUACCUGGUGACAGUUUGAGUGUAGAACACAGUGCUUGCCUAAAGUGUGUGCGGCAAAUGCCAGAACAGAAGUCCUGGUGGUAUCCAUUUUUUCCUUUCUUUUUUAAUAAUUUGAAAGCCAGGUCUGUUGUGAAAUAUGCUUUAUUUAAAAACAAAAACUCCAUGUGGCUUGGCUGUGGGAUUUCUUGUGGUGAGCAAUUUUCAUGUCUAAUUUUGUAAGCAGCUGGCAUUUCUCAGUAUUUUAUUAAGCCUGGCCUGCUUUGCAAAGGGUUCAAUCUAAGUGCUUGCAUCUGCACCCCAAUAUUAUUUGGGGAGGGGGCAAUAGCCAGCCAUUCACUACCUGUGGGAGAUGCUUAUUUUUAAGUCCCUUGUAUUUAGGAGUUCUAUAUUUAGAGACUGAAUUUGCAAAUAACAUGGCACGACACAGUGUUUUGCUGGAGUGUGUUCUUCCCCUGCCUGAACUCUCAGCCACUUCCUUGGCUCUGAGCAAGGGCAGCAGCACGGUGCUUUGCUGGCAAAGCGAUAUUGCCAGGCUUAAGGGUGGAGUGGGGUGGCUGGAGUGGAGUGAGCCAAAACUGUGAGCAUCCCACCUGCCCCAAAACUGAGAGAGCAAAUACCUGUCCACCACACCCACAGGCUUUUGUGAAGCUUUUUAAUGGACACUUUAUAUACUUGACAGAGUUUGAUUUAAAAAUAAAAACAAUUCUGGCUGUGUUUCUGAGUGCCAGAAAACAGGGCGAAGUACACUUUUGCACAGAUCCCACCUGCUUACCCAGAGAGAGUCCUCGGUUAUUUAGUCCAAGGCAUGGGGAUGCAUGCAUUUUCCUUAUCUGUGCAGACAAAUAGAUUAUACUGUAGUUGUGAUACAACAUGCGUGGCUUUUCUUUGUACUGCACACACACCCUGUACAGCCACUCCAAAGUAUUGUGGUUUAGCUUGCAGUAUCUGCUGUCUGCAUUUAUACUGUAUACUACAUAUUCUUUUCCCUGGAAGUUAAAAGGAAAAGAAAAACACCACUUUUUCUUUUAUUGUUGCGUUGUUUAACAUUUUAUAAACCUGCUUGGCCCAGAAAGUUUGGGAAAAGAGGGCUGUUUGUCAAUUCUACAACCGGUUGUGAAGCUGAAGUGUGAAUAUUUCUACGUCUGUAUUAGACAUUUUCUUUGCAAAUCUAUUGUUCGAUUGAAAUGUAAAUGAAAUAAAAGAUGGUGUACACCCAUCAUGUAUAAUAAAGCAAACACCAUCGCUACGGUGGAUUUAAUGCCUCAUUUUUAAUGAUGCAUACUCAGCUUCUAUUUAAAAAAAAUGAACUUAAAAAAAUCUGUAAAAUAAAAAGGGAUCUAUUUGGGGCGGGGGAUGAAUUCUAUUCCAUUUAGUUCUGUUUUCAAUUUCCAAAUUCUGUUGUUUUUCCCUUUUGUGUUAUAGGAAUAGGAUUUACAUGGGAAAGCUUAGACCGUACGGUCUGUAUUUUUGGGGAGGGAAGUUUGAGUGAUGGGUGUGGGCUUUGUGAUUUAGCCUGAAUAGCAGAGUGAAGUCUGUGUGCGUGUCUUUUCUGUUGCACUGAAGUGAAAAGAUAAUUAGCUUUUGGGCUGGACACGCACUUUAGCGAAUUGUGGGUUUUUUUCAGUGUUUGAGAGAGAAUUAAUAGAAAAAAGUUUGCAGUACUUGACAUGUAUUUGCAUGCCGUAAAAUAAAACAUUUUGUCCACCUUAA
Molecule: messenger RNA, 17157 nt
Organism: Zootoca vivipara (common lizard)
Lineage: Eukaryota; Metazoa; Chordata; Lepidosauria; Squamata; Lacertidae
Source: RefSeq, a predicted model, not a curated record